Messenger RNA from Lodderomyces pseudojiufengensis, 1059 nucleotides. RefSeq lists its product as uncharacterized. The record is from RefSeq and is a predicted model, not a curated record. NCBI's taxonomy places the organism in Eukaryota, Fungi, Ascomycota, Pichiomycetes, Serinales, Debaryomycetaceae. The transcript has a single exon. The coding region runs from base 1 to 1059 and encodes 352 amino acids.
AUGAGCACAAUCCCUGCUUGGAAAAGAGCCGGACUUUCUGUCAAUAAAAAUGAAAUUGAAAACGAAGACAAUUUGCUAGAAACCAAGAGAAUAGACUCUGCUAAUCUAUCAACCAAGGAGAUCAAAAAAGUAAGUAAUAAACGUAAAUUACAAGAUGACUUAUCACAUUCAAAAACCAAAAAACCACCAAAAAGAAUAAAACUACCAAAAUCAGAAAGAAAACCACCUCCAAUAAAAGACCAAUUGAUGUAUUUGAAGACAUAUGAAGAAGACAAACCAAAUUGGAAAUUUAAUAAAUCCAAACAAAAUUGGGUCUUAAAGAAUAUAAAAGAUAUACCUAAAGAGUAUGAAACUGCUUUGAUUUUGUAUUUGGGAAGUCUACAAGGUGGCUCAAGGGAUAGAUUAAUAAAUGAAUUAAGGGAAGAUAUAUUGAAAUGGAAUGUGAAGUAUGAUGAAAUGGAACGAAAAGUCGAAGAAAAGUUAUUGAAUGGAGAAGCUAAUGAAAAAGAUGAGGAUAAGAAGAGCAACGAGGAGCACGGAAAGAAUGAAGUAAGAAAUGAAUUAACAUUAGAAUACAUUACUAGAUGUAGGGACAUACUAAAGAGCUUAGUGGACGAUGAAAUUAUUGUCAAAGGUUUGGAGCAAAAUGAAGAGGGACAUCUCGAAGAAGAGAAAACAUCGAUAGAUCAAGAGCAAAGCCACCUGAGCCCUAGUGAUGAGGUAAUUUCUCAUGGAAUAGAAAGCCCGACUGAAGAAGAACUCGGAAAUGCAGAAAGUUCAAAAAAGAUAAAAAAAGAUAAAAAGUCUAAAAAUAAGGUAUUAGAGAAGGAAAACAAAGGCAAAGCAAGUCAACUAGAGAAAGAAGAAUUGAAAGUUGAUAAGCUCGAUAAGAAAGAGAGGAAGGAGAAGAAAGAGAAGAAAGAGAAGAAAAGCAAGAAAGACAAGCAAAGCAAGAGUGAGAAGAAGGAAAUGAAAGAUGAGAAGCAAAAGCAGCGAAAACCUGACGCUUUAGAAUCCGACUCAACCUCUAAUUUAAUAAUAAAUGAAAUUGAGGUUUAG